Messenger RNA from Saccoglossus kowalevskii, 1545 nucleotides. Its product is annotated as 11-beta-hydroxysteroid dehydrogenase type 2-like. Gene Ontology annotation, molecular function: oxidoreductase activity. Gene Ontology annotation, biological process: steroid metabolic process. The record is from RefSeq and is a predicted model, not a curated record. Lineage: Eukaryota; Metazoa; Hemichordata; Enteropneusta; Harrimaniidae. Gene Ontology annotation, cellular component: intracellular membrane-bounded organelle.
CACACAGCCAUGGCGAAUGUUGGUCAAAUUAUUGUUCGAUAUAUACUUUUUAUUCUUUUAGGUAUUUUCGUUUACAUAAUUUACGAUUCGCUAUUUCCACUCGUACCUAUUGGGAAAAGUAAAUUCGCAUUUAGUUUGACACCAGUUCCGUUCAAAGCGUCAAUCGGCGUGGUGAUUAUAAUUGGCGUCUGGAUAUAUAUGUUACCGGCGAAGCGUUUGGAAGUUGGGCGGAAAUCUGUUCUAGUAACAGGAUGUGAUAGUGGGUUCGGACAUGCACUGGCUAUAUACCUAGACCUACUGGGGUUCCACGUGUUUGCUGGAUGUCUCUUUAAAGACGGUGAGGGGGCAAAAGAAUUACGUAACAUGUGCUCAGAGCGGUUAACAAUUCUACAGUUUGACGUCACUAGCCAGAUUCAAGUAGACAAUGCACUGGAGGAGGUUAAUAACAAGUUGAAAGGAGGUAUUUUCGUUUACAUAAUUUACGAUUCGCUAUUUCCACUUGUACCUAUUGGAAAAAGUAAAUUCGCAUUUAGUUUGACACCAGUUCCGUUCAAAGCGUCAAUUGGCGUGGUGAUUAUAAUUGGCGUAUGGAUAUAUAUGUUACCGGCGAAGCGUUUGGAAGUUGGGCGGAAAUCUGUUCUAGUAACAGGAUGUGAUAGUGGGUUCGGACAUGCACUGGCAAUAUACCUAGACCUACUGGGGUUCCACGUGUUUGCUGGAUGUCUCUUUAAAGACGGUGAGGGGGCAAAAGAAUUACGUAACAUGUGCUCAGAGCGGUUAACAAUUCUACAGUUUGACGUCACUAGCCAGAUUCAAGUAGACAAUGCGCUUGAGGAGGUUAAUAACAAGUUGAAAGGAGAGUUAUGGGGGUUGGUAAACAAUGCCGGGAUAUUACACACGUCAGAGUUCGAAUUAACGCCCACCUCAGUUAUGGAACAAACGAUGGAGAUUAACUGUCUGGGACCUAUGCGUGUUACCAAGGCAUUUUUGCCUUUGAUACGAAACAGUAAAGGCCGUAUCGUCAAUGUUGCUAGUAUAGCAGGUAGAGUAUGUGUUGGUUUACAUACCGUAUAUGCUGCGUCGAAGGCAGGGGUAGAACUGUUCUCCGAUGGGCUUCGUCAAGAAAUGGUUAAAUGGGGCGUCAACGUUUCCAUUAUUGAACCAGCCGGUUUUAAAACGACAUUGUUUUCGGAGAAAGCUUUGGAGUCGAUGUACAAGUCAGUAAAGGAAAAUAUGACACCAACAGUGAAGAAAGAUUACGGUGAAGCGUACAUGAAGAGUUUUCAAGACUCUUUAAUGAGCCUUUCCAAAAUGCCCAAAAAGUAUUUACCGGAAGACAUAUCCCCUGUUAUAGAUUCUAUAUACGACGCGUUAUUAAGUACGCAGCCCAAACCACGCUAUACCAUUGGUACUGGCAAGUGGUUUAUGUUGUUUAUCGGUAAUUGUCUUCCUACCAAGAUUGGGGAUCGGUUUUUAUUGAAAUUGGCACCGAAGACACUUCUUCCUGCCGCGCUAUUCAAUCAAAACAAAAACAAAGAUGUGUGA